CAGCAGGGGGCGGUAACGGGCCACCGGACAACUAAACACCGGAACCAGAGGAAUAAGAAGAAGAAGAAGAAGAAGAAGAAGAAGAAGAAGAAGGAGAAGAUGGCGCUGUGCUGGAUGUAAACAAAGAGGAUUUACUGUUUCUCCGUCUGAAGAAGAAGGUCUAACUUCUGGAAACAUACACACUGAAGCAACAUGGACACUGGAGAUUUGGUUAUGGAGUGUGAGGCUGAGGAGCUGGAGCCAUGGCAACAGGUGGAUGACAGAGUGGAGGAAGACGAGAUGGAUGGAGUGACAGACUCCGAGACUCCGCCCCCCAGGACUCCUUCACCAAUCACAGCUCCAACAGGUACAGCAGGAACUCCUCGGAUAUCCACCACCAUGGCGAAGCCUCACGGAAAGUGUUCUGUUGUUGGCUGUAAAGAUGAACACAGAACACUCCAUCGUGUCCCAGCUGCAGAGGACAGAAAAGCGCCAUGGCUUGAAUUCAUUUUUGAAGGUGAUGUCCCUGCUAAAGUUGGCAAAAAACUGUUGGUGUGUGCUAACCACUUCCAGACUGACUGUUUCUCCAACUUGGGUCAGUACAACGCAGGAUUAGCCGGGAAACUUAUCCUAAAAGAGGGCGCACUUCCAACUUUGCGUGGAAUACCUGCAGACGAGGAACAUGCCAGUGCAUCAUUACAGUUACCAGCUACUAAAGAUAUCGGCUGCCAGACUGAGCCCCCUAAAAGAAGGAAUGUUGGCACGCAACUCUCUUCUAGGACUCUUCGUCCACAUUACAAAAGUGAAGCUGUCCAGACUGCUGUGUCCUGUAAGGACUUUGGCACGUCCACUGAUCCCUUCAUAGCCCCACUGCCUCAUCGAAGGUCAACAGCCAUACAGCGACCGUCCAAGAGACCUCGCCUGGAGGAGGAGGAGGAGGAGGAGGAGGAGGAGGAGGAGGAGGAGGAGCCUCUCCAGGGCAGCUCAAUGAUUACUUCUCCAUGGCCGGACACAACCUAUGACCCUGCAGACUCAGCCUCAGCUUUGACAGAGUCAACAGUCAAGUCAGAUGCUGCCUUCCCUUCCACCCAGGCGAUCAGAAAGUACAUCGUGUAUGAGACCUGUCUGAUGGAGCUGUUUGAGGUGUGUGCUCUGUGCAAGCGUGCAUGCGCUGUAAAAACCCAAAGGCUUGGGACAUUUGUAUCAGUGGAACAGCUGUGCAAGCACUGUGAGUAUUCCAGAAGUUGGAAAAGCCAGCCUCUUGUGGAUAACACACCAGCUGGGAACGUACAACUUUCCGCUGCAGUGUACAUCAGUGGGGCCUCGUUCUUCGAACUUCAAAAGGUGUUCAAGGCAAUGCGUCUGCAGUUGUUUCCGUAUGACACCUUCCGUCAGCAUGCCAGAGUGUUUGUGGAGCCGGCUAUAGUCCACACCUGGAGGACCUGGCAGGAGCUGAUGCUGCAGCAGCUCAGCCAACAGAACAAAGUCACACUCGGUGGGGACAUGAGGGCUCACGCUCCAGGCCACUGUCCAACAUAUGGUAGCUAUACCAUGAUGGACCUCAGCACCAACACUGUUGUUGAUCUCCAGCUGGUCCAGAGCGAUGAGGUUGGUGGAAGCUCAGACAUGGAGAAAGAGGGCCUGAAGAGGAGCCUGGCGCUGUUGGGUGCGCGAGGUGUAACCAUCGAAUGCAUCGUCACCGACCGCCACACGCAAAUUCAGAAGUUCCUGAGGGAGGAAAACAUCCCCCAAUUCUACGAUGUCUGGCACAUGGAGAAAAGACUUUCAAAGAAAAUAGAUAAAAUGGCCAAAAAGAAGGACUGUGAGAAAGUAAAGAGGUGGAUGCCAGCCAUCAGGAACCACGUGUACUGGACCGCUGCGUCAUCCCAAACGGGGCCGGAGAGAGUGGCUAAAUGGACCUCCCUCCUCAACCACGUACGGGACGUUCACACACACGAGGACCCCCUCUUCCCACAAUGCCUCCAUACCAUCCGAAAAACAAGGGACAAGAGGAAGUGGCUCUCAGCAGGAACUCCUGCGUUUGACAGCCUGGAGAAGGAGCUGACCAAAAAGUCUGUCCUGAAGGACAUCGCCAAGCUCAGUCCCCACUACCAGACGUCCUCUUUGGAGGCCUUCCAGAGCGCCAUCCUGCGGUUCGCUCCAAAAAACGUUGUCUAUCCAUAUCUGGGAAUGCUGUGCAGACUCUACCUGGCUGCACUGCAUUAUAACGAGAAUGCUGAUGGAGGACGAGCCCCCACAUCGUCAGGGGAUCCUCUUCCAAAAUCCAGGACGGGAGAGAGCCGAGCCAGACCAGUGAAGACCGAGGCAACAUUUAGGUAUGUAGAUGAUUUGAUGGACAUGAUCAUGGAGAAAGUCUUUGUCGACCCAUCACCGUAUAGAGAUGAGAUUCUGAAGAUAAACAUCCCACCAGACCGGUCUUCCCAGUAAGCCUCCAUAUCUUCCUUGUGCGUCAGGAAACUCCCGUCGGAUCCGAAGUACCACACCUGACAGGAUCACUACCUGUAUCUUGGACCACUGAAGCCCCAGCACCAGCUCACCAAACGUCUAUAAGCUCCAAACCUGUAAGGACUGAGACAAAUGAACAUUGGUAGUCAACAGGUUCUGUGAUGUGUGUGUUCUAGGGUUGGGUACCGAGACCCGGUGCCUUAAGGACCGGUAUCUACCGGACUGAAUAGCAACGCGGAUUUCGGUGUCAUUCAAAA
This is a messenger RNA of Sander lucioperca (pikeperch), 2702 nucleotides long. RefSeq lists its product as uncharacterized. Bases 193 to 2427 code for a protein of 744 amino acids. The record is from RefSeq and is a predicted model, not a curated record. The transcript is spliced from 14 exons. Lineage: Eukaryota; Metazoa; Chordata; Actinopteri; Perciformes; Percidae.